UCUCGAUUCGUGGCAGGUCGAGGGCCUGGACGACAACUUCCUCGACCUCGCGUUUGGGACAGAUUGGAACCCGGGUUUGGCUGACGAUUUCCUCGCCAAUACAAAGCCUUUGAGUGACCAUGCUACCAAUUGCCAAGUAAGUCUCGACAAUGCCCAUAUGGAUUACUCUCAAGACGCCGCGCGCGACAAAGCCCACCACACAAGAGGCAUCAACGACACAUCACCGCAUCUUGGCAAGAGACAGCACCAGGCGACGUCAAUCGUCCAGCCAGCCGUGCGAUUCUCACCAGCUUCGAUAAAAAUACUCAAGACUUGGCUGUCAACCCAUUCGGACAAUCCCUACCCGCGAGUCGAAGAGGUCGAAGCGUUCCAGAGGCAGACCAACCUCAGCAAACAGCAGAUCAUGACAUGGUUUGCCAACGCCAGGCGACGAUCAAAGAACAUCAACAUACGUAAACCUGCAGCUCGGGACAGAUCUUCAAGCCCAAUGCCAUUCGCCCCAUCACCAGGUCGUUCGACUCAUGGUGCCGUGAUUGGCGAUCAGAUGAAUCCUUUUCAAAGAUGGACCAACUCGCCCCCAGACCAGGAACCGGCUGAGAUCAGCGCUAUCGCGAUGGCCGUUGCAAGCUCUCUAGGGGUCCAUGACCAAGAGGACUCCCUUCUCACGCAAGGCGUCUCUCCAAGGAUUCACAAUUGGAAGCGUCAUGAAAAGUCACUUCACCUUUCGCUAGAGCGCUGGGAAUGUUCCCCAGAUGGACCUAUUUUUCGGAACGCUCAUUUUGAACCGGCUUGUGUUUAUUGUGGCGUGGUCGAGAGCGUCAACAUGGACGCUCAUUUGCAAAGUCACAAUUACGAAGCUUGUCAGAUCCGAACCCCGGAGGAACGUACAUUCUACCGAAAGGACCACCUACGCCAGCAUCUAAGAUUAAUUCACCAGGUUCAAUUAGAGCCACUGCUGAUGGAAUCCUGGAAGACUGAGGUGAUGGAGGUCCGAUCACGGUGUGGAUUCUGCAAUCUCGCCUUGAGCACUUGGACAGACCGAGUGGAUCAUCUGGCAGAACACUUCAAGAAUGGCACGACAAUGGCUGACUGGGAGGGAGACUGGGGUUUCGAACCUCGCGUGCUGGAGAUGGUGGAGAGCUCCAUCGCACCAUACAUUAUAGAUUAUGAACGAAAUUCGCCGUGCCCAUUCGUUGCUUUACAGACAAUCUCCGACGGCCCCUCGACGGCGUUUGAGCUGUUACAACUGGAGACUGAGUACUUCUGCUCGAGUCACAUGAAUCUCCAUCACACGCUACCUUCGAAUCAAGAGAUUCAGUACGAAUUGUGCUGCAUUAUUCUUGCCUCUGAGAUUCUGUCUCGCGAUACCAUUUCACCCGCUUCAUCGUGGGUUCGCGAUCUCCUCAUGUCUUCCGAGCAUAUCACUAGGCAAGCCAAAUCGCGUCCUAUUAGGAGCGGUUCACGCUUCACGGACCUGCGCACGCACGGGCAAGAGAACAUAUUCGGGAGCUGUCAUAUGGAGGGGGCCUUGCAAGAGUAUGUGAAGAGUAUGACGACCCAAGGUGCAGAUGUCACGAACGAAUUGCUCCAGCAACAGGCUUGCAACAUCAUAUGGUCAUUGACCACGUGCUCUUCAAGUUCUUCCGACAUGUUAGCGAACCUGCUGGUGAACUUGACUUACAGCUCAACGGGCUGGCUUGGUACUUUUCGCGAGCGAGCAGGUCUACCACCGGCUUAUCAAGAGCACAAAGCCUUACAGGCAAACCCACAAUCUUCCGAUGUACCCUCUAAAACUUGGAAAAAAGGGUGGGUCGAUCGCCCGGACGUUGACACCGGCAUCUCACAAACGCUUGCGGGGACUGCGCCAAGUUCAAGUAGUGAUACGGCACCAGUGAUGAGAUCGUCGGGCUUCGUCGACGACAGCUACUACAGACGCCUGAUAAGGGAGCUCACUCGCUUCAUCUCGAGCGCCAUAUCUCCGCGCAACCCUAACAGGCAUGUGCCGACAGAUCUCGAGAUUCAGAAUCAAGCGCGAUGGAUUCUUUAUGAUUGUGACGAUCCGUGGAACCAAACACCUGCGGAUAAUGGGAAUUGGUUGAAGGACUUCAAGGAUUCGAUAUCGAUGCCUAAGCAGUAGAUCCUUGUCUUGUGGCUUCGCUGGGGGUACCCCACCGUGGAGGCAACCUGACAUCAGUUCUGUCCUGGCAAUGCACUUACGCGCUGAUUCAUACAUCCCUCGGCGUCGGUUCUAUCCCCCCACUCUCUUCUUUCUCGCCGGUCUUGAACUCAAGCAAAGAUAUUGGCGGUUGACAUGUUCCCCUCAAGUCUGUCAAGGCCAUAUUACCCCUCUAUUCCUUGCCGGCCAUGGCGACAAAUUUUGCGAAUAUCGUCGAGCUACGACAAAUCCUUAUAGCCCUCUGGAUAACGGCUUCAGGUUCUGGAGCCCUUCUCAGCCAAAGCUUUUCAGAUCUUGUUAUGUGGGCACAUGGGCUAUUGGGGUUCGAAGAGUCUCAGUAGGCGAUCAAAUUGGCCAACAAAUCUGAACUGGCAGAGCUCCCGCUGGACGGAAGCAGUCUUGAAUUGCAACAUAGGAGGGAUGUGGUUCUGCCCAGGUUCGUAUAUGUCGCUGUGUUCGCCGUUCCGCCAUCUGCUUUGCGACAGAUGCUCUCUACAGCAUGGGCGCUCGCAACCUCUCUGAGCGCGGCGGCCUCGAAAUGUCAAACGCCAUUCACGCAGCUUCCUCUAUUAUCUAUUCAAUGUAUACCUUAUGG
Verticillium dahliae VdLs.17 is the source of this 2771-nucleotide messenger RNA. RefSeq lists its product as uncharacterized. Gene Ontology annotation, biological process: regulation of DNA-templated transcription. Lineage: Eukaryota; Fungi; Ascomycota; Sordariomycetes; Glomerellales; Plectosphaerellaceae. The transcript has 5 exons. Gene Ontology annotation, molecular function: DNA binding. The coding region runs from base 158 to 2137 and encodes 659 amino acids. The record is from RefSeq and is a predicted model, not a curated record.